UGCAGAGUUCUCAGAGCAAACCUCAACACAACCAUCGGCUGUCGACGGCAGAUUUUCCACCCCCGCAGGAGUCCGGAGCACGCUGCUACCAUAACCCCGCUGCCAACAACCGCUGUGCCGGAAAUUCCUCUUCCUGCACACAGCAGGGGAGAGAGAGAGAGCCGAUAAAAUAAAAUGGGAAGAGAGAGAGGUCAGCAAAUCAUUCUUUUUUUAAAAAAAUCUCUACGGCCUCGUGCAAUGUUGCGGCGAUGUCCUCUCUGCUGCUUGCUGGACCUGCAUCUGCAAUGCCGUGGAUAGGGUCAAGGCCGCCUGCCCAAAUAAGAAGUCCGCCACGGUAUGGUUUGGGUACUCCUGCUUACUUCGUUUCUCUGAUACACAAUUCUUCGGGAGCAUUGAUAAAAGUGAGAAGAUUUGGUUAACCUCCAAGCAAGCAGAAAACCUGCCCACCCGGGAUUCCGGAGGCUGCCCGGGGUUUUGUGUACGAAUUAGCCGGAAAUGCUGCCAUUAACACAAAGAUGUCCGCUACCAAGGUAGAGGCGCAGGAUGGGUAUAGCAGCUAUGGAAUAGCUUAAUGCUCCGAGACCUUGUGCUUUGCAGGGUGUGCUUCCAGCAUGCUAUUGAUAAGAUUGAGAAUGACAACUCACUAGGCCCAAGGUGGCGGUCUCUUUCCUAGAGCUGCAUCAUCGGGUAUGACACCAAGCCUUACUUUCUGAUCUCACAGGCUCCGGCGCCGGUGCCGUCGUUGUCAUUAGCAUUCGCCGCGGCUGCUGUUGUAAAACACCCACCAGGUUAAGUGGUGAACUUCUAUUUCAUUCCCCUACCCUCAAUUCGCUUUGAAUAGUUGGCGGACUGUCACAAGAUGAGGUAUGGGAGCUAAAGGUUUUGGGACAGAGCUCACCUCUGUCCUUUCGUCUCUGCUUUUCCCUGCUGACCGAUUUUGAAUCUGCCUCGUUUCUUUUCGUUGCCCGGAUCAUAGAGCGACAAUGAGCCCCGGCAAGCCUGGGGCAUCCUGUGCACGGAACCAGCUUUCACAGACAGUAGCCUUUUUAGGAUGCAUACAGGGUAUCGCUCUUUGGGUCGCAAACGGUGACAAGUUGAAAUUGAAGUCUGCCGGAGGUUGCUGGUUGGUUAAAUAUCUAAAACUUAUACAAUUAAAUAUAUCAUAAACUGUGGUUAAGAACACCAUAGUUGUACGUUUCCACGGAUAUCAUGUUUUAGUGAUGCAAAUGGUGGAACCUAUUGCAGGAAAUUUGCUUUAUGGCUUGUAUACUUCCAACUUUACCUAUCAUUUUCCCACUUCCAGACACGCACUUGAGAAACUGAAAAAGAUCUAUUGAACUUUCAUAUAUAUCAUAGCAGAUAGUAGAAGUGGUAACUUGAGGAGAACCGUGAUUAUCACUUGCUCCACCGUGGGGAUAUAACUACUUAUAGCAAUAUGCAUUACCGUUUCGGUUUUCUGCGUCGAAAGAGGGAAGAUCUUAAAGAGGACCUAAGAAAACACAGCAGUACUGAGAUGGCUUCACUGGGUAACCUCAUUGAGGAUGAAAGAAUUCAUGAGCUACCUCAAUACAGCCUAAAAGCAGUGCAAGCGGCCACCAACAAUUUGUCGCAGGAAAAUAAGCUCGGAAGAGGAGGAUUUGGCCGUGUGUAUAAGGGAGAACUCAAUGGUCGGCUGGUUGCAGUGAAAACUUUUCAUCAAAGCUCUGGCCAAGGCUUGAAGGAGUUUACGAAUGAAGUUAUAUUGAUGACAAGGCUUCAACACAAGAACUUGGUCCGUUUACUGGGUUGCUGUAUAGAGCGGGGAGAAAAGAUGCUUAUCUAUGAGUUCAUGACCAAUGGCAGCCUUGAUGCAUUUUUUUAUGACCCAGAGAAGCGUAAAUCAUUGGACUGGGAGACACGAUUCAAUAUAAUUAUUGAAAGUGCAAGGGCGAUUCUGUAUCUUCAUCGAGAUUCCCGGCUCAAUAUCUUUCAUCGGGACCUUAAAGCAGCAAAUGUGUUAUUGGAUGAGCAGAUGACAGCAAAGAUUUCUGGCUUCGGAAUCGCCAUAAUGUUCAGUGGAGAUAAUGACCCAAUAACCAUCGAUCGCAUUGCUGGAACACUUGGAUACAUGGCUCCUGAGUAUGCCAUAGAUGGGCAAUUUUCCAUCAAAUCUGAUGUCUACAGCUUUGGUGUACUGCUCUUAGAAAUUGUCAGUGGUCGGACAAGUGGUGGAUUUCGGUCCUCUCCAAUGGGUUGUUGCCUCAAUGAAUAUGCCUGGACUCUAUGGGGCAACGGGACAAUGUCAGAUCUCAUAGAUCCCGUGCUUGGAGAAUCAGCUCCCACAAGGCAAAUUUUAAGGUGUUUGCACAUUGGCUUGCUAUGCGUUCAGGAGGACCCUGCAAGCAGACCUACUAUGUCAGCCAUUAUACACAUGCUCGAAUGUGAUUCUCCAAUCCUUCCAUCUCCGCAACAACCCUCUCUGCUCUUCAGUGGUAGCAUCAGCAAUGCUAGCAGUUCAAUGGACAGUACAAACGAAUGAACGAUCGUCCCUCCAGAAGAGGCAGCACAGAUUCUUAAAGUUUACCGAUGUUGGAGAUGUGCAUCGCAUAUUUAUUUGCAUGAACGGAUGUAGCGAUAUGCUCAAUGACAUUGCCAGUAUGCUCUCUGUAAGCUAUUUGGUCAUGCGACUUGUUCCACUGUUGGGAAGACUUAUAAUUAAGGCAUCUGCUUUUGCCUUUUGGCCCAACAGCUUGCUUUGGGAAGACUAGUAAUGCGUGGUUAUGUGAGACUAGCAGAUGAUGGGGAUGCUAGAUCAAUACAUAUUUUAACAAUGUGAUUUUGCAGAUCACAGCUUCUGCUCUAUAAAUUAUAUU
This is a messenger RNA of Nymphaea colorata (pocket water lily), 2852 nucleotides long. RefSeq names its product cysteine-rich receptor-like protein kinase 10. The transcript is spliced from 7 exons. Bases 1436 to 2518 code for a protein of 360 amino acids. Gene Ontology annotation, biological process: protein phosphorylation. The record is from RefSeq and is a predicted model, not a curated record. Gene Ontology annotation, molecular function: protein kinase activity; ATP binding. Lineage: Eukaryota; Viridiplantae; Streptophyta; Magnoliopsida; Nymphaeales; Nymphaeaceae.